UUUAAUACAUCUAGGUAUUUUGGCCAUUCUAAAAAUACAUGUAUUCAGAAAAUGUAAACAUGUUUUAUACAUCAUCUGUGGGUCAUAUGUGUGAGAAUCUAUAUUGUUUAUAAAUACUAUAUAAUAUAAAUAUACAAUAAAUUAUUAUAAUUAUAAUCUAACCCAGAAAUUAAUGACUUGAAAUAACUGUGUGUAUGUAUGCUUUGUGUGUGGGUAUGUAAGUGUAUGUGCAGGUGCCAAUAGAGACCAAAAGAGGGGGUCAUAAGCUCCCCCCUUGGGUGUGGGCACUAAGCUCGUGCUCUCUGUAGGGGCAGUACACACACUCUCCUAGCAGCUAUUUCUCCAGCCCUUUAAGUACUUUUUUCUGAUGAUAUUUCUGUUUGUAUUUGUGUCAGAAAGUGAUAAGCUUAUGUCGGUAUUUAUUACACUGCUUUAUGGAUUUUUGUUUUUUAGGCCUCAGGAACUAGAUUUUAAGCAUGUAAUGAAAGUGUCUUCUCUAAAAGAAAGCCUACCAGAAGCUGCCUUUAGAAGACGGAAUUACUUGGAGCAGAAAGUCUGUUGUCAAGAUUUAUGCUUUGAUUUAUAUGAAGUUGAAUUGUCAAACAAACAAGGAGAAAACAUAGAUAAGCUAAUGGAAUAUAUUAAAAAUAAGGAAUUGGCACUCAUCAAAUGCUUAGAAGAUAGGGGCUUUUUCAUUUUACUUACGUCAUCAGCCUUAAUUCCAGAACCAGACUUUGGAGAUGAGCAGCUGGGUCUACAUGCUUUGCAUUUAUUCCAGGCAUCUCAGGCAGCAGGAUCAAAGGACUUGAAAGUUGAAGAUGGCAUCUCUUUGAAAGUGAUACCUAUUUUACCUGCCCUUAGUUAUGCACUUCUAGAAGCAAAGAAGUCACUUUCUGAAGAAGCGAUCCCUCCAAACAUCUUAGUAAAACAUAGUUUUCAAGAGCUGUACAAGGUGGACAAAAGCCUUUCCUUGAUGGCUCCUCCUCAGGGUGGAGUGAAAGAUGCUGCGUCCACUGGGAAACUGCCCCACGCUUUUGACUUGGUUCCCGCACCUGAAACGUGCCCUUCGGAGGCCUUGGCUCAGUUGAAGUGUUACUUUUCAGACCCUGCUGGGUAUACUCUGGAUCUGUCUGCUGCUUUGGAUUUGUUGCCAGAGCAUCCUCAGUUCCCUUGUAUUUCAGACGGGGUUUGUGAUGCUGGAUUUUCAUUAGUUAUGACACCAGAUCCUGAAUUUCUUGACUCAGAGAUGGAAAUAAGAAAAGAAACUAAAACAGCAGAGAAGUCUGGGAGAACGUUGAAAGUGAAGAAGAAAGGUGUGACUCCAUCGACUCCAUCUUCAAAUCAGAGAGUUCAGCCAAAGAGGAAGGCUAGCACGUCAGUUAUCACACUGCCAAGUAAGCGGGUGAGCCUGGGCCGCCCCACUUCUAAAAGAACUGCACCCAGAACAGACAGGUCGUGCAACCCAACGCUAAAGCUGGCUAAAGGGCAGUUUCCUCAGAGAAAAAGAGGUGCAGAAGUGCUGACUGCACAAAUUGUACAGAAAACCAGACUAGAGAGAAAAAAGCAAGAUGUUUCUGUAUCUAAAGAUGGUCCAGUGCCUACAAAUGCCAAAAGGGCAAAGAAGCAAGAGAAAUCUCCAGGAAGAGUUGCGUCACGGCCUAAGCCACCUGUUAAAAAGUCUCCACAAAAACGGAAGGUAAAUGUAGCAAGAGGCCGUCGGAAUACCAAAGUCAGAAAGAAGCUCCAACCUGCCGAAAAGGAAAUUGCUUUACAUCUUCAAUCAGAAAUGUCAUUAGACGGUCAAAAAGAUGGACUUAACCUACUAAGUACUUCUCAACCAGAAAGCAUUGCGGUGAUUCCUAAAGGGCCUCCUGAGAACUCCAUCGUCAGCUGUGACUCCCAGGCCCUAAAUAUGUUAGCUGAUCUGGCAUUAAGCUCUGCUGCUUCUCCUAUACCAUCUUGUGAGCUCAGGAGCCUUCCCUGCUUCUCUGAAUUGCCUCAGAACAAUGUUUUACUGACUAAAGAAAGUGCAUCGCAUGGUGCCUCUGACCAUGAAUAUCAUAAGGGAGUUAAAAGUCAAAAAGCUGUACAACUACCCAAACCGUACUCUGACGAGAAGAUUAGUUCAGAGUCAAACUUAACUCAUAGCCAAGAAGAAAACUUGGUGCCAAGUGCUCAGCCUCUCGCUGUGGCCCAGUCAGCACCCCAUGAGGAAGCCCAGGAGUUUUCAGAUGCCAGCCAGAACUCUGUUGUUGUGGAGCAUUCGUACGCCUUGCUCCUUGCUGAGCAGUCAAAGAAACAUCUGCAUCCGCGAAAGCUACCAAGCCCUGGCUUUGUGAAGAAUGGGACCAAAGGCUCUGAGGCUGGAACACCUAUCGGAAAGGUCAUGCCAUUUCGGCAUCUACAGAACACCUCCCCUCUUCAAAAGCAUUCUGAAGAUUCAUUGACCAAGCGCAAAAGUCUGUUUGUAUCUUCGAGCCUUAGAGAGUUUUUUUGCUCUCAUACUAUUCUUAGUUGUGAUGGCUCCUUUAAGAUUACUUUCAAAUGUGAAGGAGAAUAUGUUUUCAGCUUAGACAGCAAAUACACCAGCAACCCACUGGAGAAAACUGUUGUGAGAGCAUUACAUGGACCCUGGAACACUGAUUUUCCUGAAAAUAUGGACGAUGUGAAGCUUUUACUUCAUAUAUGGGUAGCUCUGUUCUACAGCAAAAAGAACAAAGCCGUCGGGUCACCUCGAAAGGUAGUAGAACACAAAAAUCCAGCAAAAUAUGUAUGCAUAAAUAGGUCUUUAGAAUCUUUGGAUCACAGUGAAAUUGAGGAGUUUUCCAAUGUGGAAAGACCCUCUGUUGGAGGGUCUGUAGACCCUCUGUUGGAGACUAAGGAAACACACAUUGGUCAUGCCACCAAUAUGACCUUUCCUGGACCUAAACGCGUGCUUCCUUUCAUUAAUCCACCAACUACCAGAGACUUGGAACUCUGUGUACAGAAUGACCAGAAAGAAGUAUUUACAGGGGAGUGUCACCUGGAUACUUCAGGAAGCCAGAAUUUCAACUAUUCUUGUAAUACUGAGGUAACUGGAGGUAAAGCCAAACAAGAAUUAUCAAAUAAACUAGAGACUUCUAAUGUUGUGCUUUCAGGUGUUGUAAGUGCCCAAAGUAAUGGAACUUGUAUUCCCAGUGAAGAUAAAGCCUGUCAGAGCACAAAGGUGGUUUCUUGCCGUGACUCUGUCACACAAGCCACCUUGACCACAGCUUACGAUGGGGCCAGCAGUGAGUCGAUGCGUCAGAAGUCUGUGUUCCACAACCUUGAGAACAAAGUUGAUACUUUUCACCCAUCACUGCUGAUCAAAACAGGUGCUGUACAGGAUGUUAUCCAGCAUAGCAGCCUCAUAAAUAACGAAUGUCAGCCCUCUGUGGAAAGGAGGGAUGAUAGUGUGGAAUGUAUGAUGGUUAAUCUUGAGCCAGUUACUCUUGCUUUUGAAAAAAGUGCCAGUGUACCAGUACAUACAGAAGUAAAUACAGCCGACAAACCUACAGGUUUUAAUACCGAGCUGGUUAAACAAGUACCCCCUGCCUUGAGUAUUCAGUCUCCUGUGUCUGCAUUGGAAAAGGGACAAACACAGAGCCCUAGGGAUGUUUCAUCUCUUGCCAUGUCAGAAUAUAAAGAUAGCAAGUGCCUUUCUGCCUCUUCAGUAAACAAGGAAACACCUCCUGAAAGCCUGUGUCUAUUACAGAAAGAGAUUCCUCUGACAUCACCAGCUGAUAAAGGAUUGAUAAUGGAGGCACUCUCACUAGUUAAGAAUUCUAGUUAUUCAUUAGCCAGUGAUAAAACAAAGUGCCCACAAGAUGUCUCUCUACAGACUCAGAAUGGCUUGAGCAUGUCUUUAGGUGAGGUUCUAGAACCAUCGCAAGUUAAAGUGGUUUCAUCAACCUCUGUUACCUUGAGGGCACAGCAGUCGCCUAACUGUAUUUCAGUGACGAGUGAUGUAGCAGGUGGCUCUUCAGAAAUAAUGAACAGUGACAACAGUAGUCUAAACCAAAAGAAGGUUUUACAAAUCUUUAAUUCAGUAUUUCCCAAAGAAACUGAUCUAUCACUGAAUAGGGAAGAGGUUAGCAUGGAGUUGUCAGGGGAAGAUGCUGAUAUUGAUCUAACUCUAACAAUAUCACCGCCUACAAGCCCCAGUGAGGAAAUAGCAGCUGGUGAAAUCGAACAGUUCCAGAGGGCCACAGGAUCAAAUGUAGGACAACAGAGUAGACCUGAAGAAAUGGUUGAACCAGAACAACAGGGGAGCCACAUAAAAAACAGAGAAAUAAGUUCAGCUAGCUGCAUCUCAGUGUAUCCUGUGGAAUCCAAAGAAAUGUCAAAAAAUUACACCCCAGAGGUUGCAGAGAAAGUUAAUGUCACCUCGGACUUUCCCUUUGGCCCUCUAAUAGAAGUGUCACCAGCCUCAAGUCCUGACCCCAUAGUACAAACUGGAGACAGACAGUCAUCUCCAUGUUGUUUAAAACUGCAAGGCUCACAGUCUGAGAAAACUAACACGUUUUCCCAGAUUAAGUCAGGAGAUUUAACUAUACCAGAAAAAGAAAGUAGUCUUGUUGGUCCUGAGAGUCCAAAGGAACAAGAUAAGUUAGCUCAAACACAAGUGCAGCUCUCAGCUGAAAUGCCACAGAUACCAACUAAUGCAGAAAUAGAGGGCAGAGAUGCUGUGCCUGGGAAGGUAACCGAGGUCACUGUCCCCAGUGAGCAUGAGAAUUUAUCUUUCUCAGAAAAGGUACAGUGCUAUGAUACAGAGUUAAAUAAGCCUACCUCACCUGCCAAAUAUGGAGGUAAUUUUAAGCCUCUUGAGAAACCUGUAAAAUCAGGAAAUUCACUGGAGGCAGAUUGUAUGGUGAACAGAAAUAUGGACAUGAAAUCCCUUGCCUUGGAGUCCAGUGUAUCAUCAUGUAGUCCUAGAAAACUUGAAAAUAAACCUUUGUCUGACACAUUGGUUUCUGUUACCACAAAUGGAAUAGUGAAUAUGUCAUUAAAACAGACUAGUUCUCAGAACAUUAAGAAAAAUGUUUGUGACAGUGAUAUAAAAGCAGAGGCUGAUAGUAAUAUGCAGGCUGGGGCAGUGAACUCUGCCUCCAUUGACAAAACUGACGUUCAGGCUUACUUUCAUCCAGAAGACUCCGAGUUUGCGUCUUCCUCUGAGUGUGCUCAGUGCACCGACUACACAACUCCAGUAAGUGCAGAGCCAGGGUUUCAAACACAGGAAAUACCAGUAGUCAGAAUGGCCAGCUUGCUUAAGAAUAUUGGAACAGAAUUACAUGAAGAAAGGAUGGACCUCAGUGCUGUUGCCCUUCAGUCCAAUCCCAUGUCUGCAAAAGAUGAACAAAAAACAAUUCAUCUGCCGCAGGACACAAAGUGUGAAGUAACAGAGCUCCUGAAUGGUGAUUUCUCCCAAAAUGCUCAUUCUUGCCAAAAUAUAGUAGACUUCAGUAAAAGUGAAGAGCCUUCUGCUUCCUUUGUCCCAGCAUUAGCUGACUCUGUUUGUGGCAACUACAAAGAACAUAGUGACCCUAGCAUGGGGCAUGAAACCAAGGCAGAUGCUGAAACACUGAGCAGGGAUACAGAGAUAAGUGCAAGUGCUUCCAUGUGCCAUGGACCACAUUCUGGAGACUCUGUUCAGGAUUCUCUAGAUUGUAAAAACUGCAAAUUCGAUAUGGAGAAUUUGAGAGGUAAUCACGCAAGCCAAAAAGAUGCUGUAAAAGAUAGCUGUGACUCUUUUACAAGCUUAAACAACAGUGAUGACACCUGGGCCUGCUCUAGCAAAAUUUCAGCGCUUGAGACACACAUCCCACCCAGAAACCAGGAAACAGAACCACGUCCUGUCUCGCCAAAUACUAAGUGUAUGCCACGCUACAUCCAGAUCCCAGAUUCCCACGGUGUCCCCAAGACUUACGCUAACUUUACUAUAACAAAAGAGUUCAAAGAUACCACAAGAAGGUUGCAUAGCCUGAAGAGGCAUCGGAAUUUGAGUGCAAACUGUGACCUUCUAAGUUCCUGGACUAGCACCUGGCAUGUAGCAGAUGACCUUACUCAGAAUACAUUAGACCUAGAGUACUUGCGUUUUGACCAUAAGCUAAAACAGAUAAUAAAGAAGGGAGAUUCUCAGCAAUCUUCCCCUUCCAACACCAUCUUCCCUAAGGAAUCACAAAUGCAGUUCUCGGUUGGAACACUCCCUUCCACACCAACAUCUGAGGCCUCGGGUCUGCAUCUUCCACGCAAGAGCAGAAGCCCCAUCUUGGUGACAGUUGUACACUCAGACACCAGGCAGCAGAGUCCUCAUCACAGAAGAGGCUACUCACACAGCAGUCUGGACAGUGCUGCUGCUUUUUGGAAGGAAAAAUGUAGCCAAAGUAGAAAUCUUAAAAAUUCUGAAAGAAGUCAGACUGUUCCAUUCCACCUCAAUAAACUGAAAUACAACAGUACUUUUAAAGAAUCUAGAAAUGAUAUUUCACUUAUUCUAAAUGAAUAUGCUGAAUUUAAUAAGGUAAUGAUGAAUAGCAACCAAAUUCUUUCCCAAGAAAAAGAGGUAAAUGCAGCUUCUGCAGAAGCUGUGUCCCAGGAGACUUGCCAGCCAAGACAGUCGGUAUCCUACAGAGAUGUGAUUACAGACUUGUGUGCCACUCUACAUGUCAAACUAAAAGGAGUUAUGAGAGAGGCUUGUAAGAGCCCUUUCUGGUUCUACCUCGUUGAAACAGAAGAUAAGUCAUUCUUUUUAAGAACAAAGAGCAUUCUAAAGAAAGGAGGCCAUACAGAAAUUGAACUUCUGGAUUUCUGUCAAGCUUUUCACAGAGAAAAUGAGACACUAUUAGUUAUUAUCAAAAAUGAAGACAUAAUAGCACAUUUACAUCAAAUUCCUUCUCUACUGAAGCUAAAGCACUUCCCCAGUGUCGUCUUUGCUGGAGUGGACAGCCCUGAAGACAUUCUGAAUGACACCUACCAAGAGCUGUUUCGGUCAGGCGGCUUUGUGGUAUCAGAUGAUCGCAUACUAGAAAGUUUAUCUUUAGUUCAACUGAAGGAGGUGCUCAAAACCCUAGAAAAACUAAAUGAAAACAGCAGGUGGAAGUGGCUGCUUCACUACAGAGAAAACAAAAAGCUCAAGGAAGAUGUCCGGGUAGAUUCAAUAGCACAUAAAAAGAACUUAAUUCUAAAGUCAUAUCAGAGUGUAAACAUCAUUGACUUACUUCAUUAUCACAACUGUGAUUCUCCAUCAUCAACAAAAGCUGAGAUUUUGAAAUGCUUGUUAAACCUGCAAAUUCAACAUAUCAGUGCCAGGUUUGCUGUCUUCCUAACAGACAAGCCUGCGGUCUCUACAGAAAUCUUUGAAAAUCAUGGCAUCCUCGUUACAGAUGUAAACUACUUCACUGAAAAUAUACAAAAGAUAGCAGCUCCAUUUAGGAGUAGCUAUUGGUGAUUUUGGAGUUGAGACUAGAUAUGGAGUACACCAACAAGAAAGUCAUGUUUUCCUGUGUCUGAAAAACUCCAAAUACAUACAGACAGCUCUCAGUGAAUAAUCAAUGUUUCGUUUCUCCUACUUCGCUGUAAUGUCUCAUUUCAUCAUGGACGGUAGUCACCAUUAACUUUGGGUUAUAAUGUUGAAUAUUGUAAGUUACUUUUAACCUAAACUUAAUGCGUUCAAAACUAUUGAGCUAAAUAUCAAAACUCAAGAACCUCACGUUUUUGUGGCUAAAGCUAAAUCUAUUUUGAAAAAUGGCUGUUUUUGCGUGUGGUCAGAGGCUUAUGAACCGCAUGUUUCAGAGGUUUUGCCACACUGUAGAACGUAUAGUCUGUAAUGGUUGUUUGCUGUUACAUAAGAAACACUACAUAGUAAAAACUUUUUUUUUUUUUCAUAAAUGACAAAUUUCUACACUUUUACACUUGGUUUUUUAAUGCAGCACUACAAAAAAAAUCAAUUGAGGAAGAAAUCCUUUAUUUAUGGUAUUAGAACUUUCUUAAAUCUUUAAAAUACAAACAAGAAAAAAACCAUUUGUAUACUAUCUAUUUGGAACAAAGGCUUUUAUACCUAGUUUGGGUUUUUUUGUUGUUGUUUUGUCUUUUUUUAAAUAAAGACAUUAAAAAAG
Rattus rattus (black rat) is the source of this 8129-nucleotide messenger RNA. RefSeq names its product transcription activation suppressor family member 2 (gene Tasor2). Bases 368 to 7462 code for a protein of 2364 amino acids. The transcript has 15 exons. NCBI's taxonomy places the organism in Eukaryota, Metazoa, Chordata, Mammalia, Rodentia, Muridae. The record is from RefSeq and is a predicted model, not a curated record. Gene Ontology annotation, biological process: negative regulation of gene expression, epigenetic. Gene Ontology annotation, cellular component: nucleoplasm.